GAAUCAUCAACCCACAAACAACAUUAUUCUAAUGGCUUCUUUGGAAGAAACAUCGGCCUUGGAACUCAUCAGCCAACACCUCCUCUCUGAUUUUGCUCACCCCCAUAAGUCUUCUCUCAGCCAACGCCGUCCUUCUCUCAACGUCACCAUCCCUCCGCCCACACAGGUUAACGUGGCUGCUGACAAGAAAAGGCAGCACUACAGGGGUGUGAGGAGACGGCCGCGGGGCAAGUUCGCCGCUGAAAUCAGAGACCCUAACAGAAAAGGCUCCAGGCUUUGGCUUGGAACUUUCGACACCGCCCUUGAAGCUGCUAAAGCUUAUGAUAGAGCUGCUUUUAAGCUGCGUGGAAGCAAGGCCAUUUUGAACUUCCCUCUCGAAGCAGGCGAAUCGAACUCGACUCAGUCUGAAUCAACUGAUGACUCGUUCUCUAAGAAAACAAAAAGAGAGGAAUACGGAGAGAAGAGCGUGGAGGGUAAAGCAGUGAAGAUAGAAGAGGUGACGGAGAUGGAGACGGGAAGUGUGACGACGUCAGCGGUAUGUUUAACGCCGUCAAAUUGGAAUGGGGUUUGGGAUUGUGUAGAUAUGAUCAUACCUCCGUUAUCACCUUUGUCUCCGUUUGGGUAUGGACUAACCGUUAUCUAGCCGUUACUACAUCGCGAUAGACAUGCUGACGUGGCUGGUUGAAUUAUCCACCGUAUACAUGAAGAGGAGUGUAGGGUUCAAAAGCACUGCUGAAACCUAAUCUUUUUUGUUGAAUUAAAAAUUGUUGUAUUUGUUUCUCUAUUCGUUUAUUUAAUGAAAUUAUUAUGUUUUGAUUUCAAAAA
Molecule: messenger RNA, 825 nt
Organism: Hibiscus syriacus
Lineage: Eukaryota; Viridiplantae; Streptophyta; Magnoliopsida; Malvales; Malvaceae
Product: ethylene-responsive transcription factor ERF105-like
Exons: 1
Coding region: 32-643 (203 amino acids)
Biological process (GO): ethylene-activated signaling pathway; regulation of DNA-templated transcription
Molecular function (GO): DNA-binding transcription factor activity; DNA binding
Source: RefSeq, a predicted model, not a curated record